AUCCUCGACUCCUCGAUCAUUCUUCACCCGCGGCUUCCCAUUACUUUGCGACCGCAGCCGAAGCUCGACCUUGACAUCCGAAUCGGAAAUUGGACCUGCGCGAUGCCACCAAAAACCACACCAACCCGGCGCAAUCGCGCGGUACCUACUCGUGGAGGCGGAAGAGCAGGUAGAGGCGGGCGCAAGAGUGUUGGAAGCGCGAAGAAGGACAAUGAUAGUAUGCGCCUUGGCCAGCCUGGCCCUGCCCCCAAACAACGACGCAGGUACAAGCCGGGAACUGUGGCUCUGAAGGAGAUUCGCAAGUACCAGAAGAGCUCCGACUUGCUCCUGCUCAAGUCCCCUUUCCAGCGUCUGGUCAGAGAGAUCACUCAAGAUGUCACGACCAUAAACGGACCUGAUAGAUGGCAGAGUCAAGCCAUUCUCGCGCUGCAGGAAGCCACCGAAGCCUUCCUCGUCAGUCUCUUCCACGAUGCCAACCUUUGCGCCAUUCACGCCAAGCGAGUCACUAUACAGCAGAAAGACAUACAACUUGCUCGACGACUGCGCGCGGCCUGGGGCGCGCCGGUUUGAUCUGGAUGCCAUGCCCCAGACAGCUCUUAUAUUCAAGUCCCAUAUCUGCAGGUGGGCAAUUUUCUGGCCUACGAAAUUCUUCUUCCAUGUUGGAUGAAUAGGGUUGUGCAAGGUUGGGUGGCUACGCGCCAUUCUUUUUGGGGGCCCGGAUGUUUUGAGCUUUUU
Molecule: messenger RNA, 735 nt
Organism: Periconia digitata
Lineage: Eukaryota; Fungi; Ascomycota; Dothideomycetes; Pleosporales; Periconiaceae
Source: the annotation of a GenBank genome assembly